AUGAACGAGGAGACAGGGGUAGGACGAAGAAGGGCGACGAAGGUGGAACGUUGGGCCUUCGUCGUCAUCUUCUCUCCGCGCUCCUUUUGCUUUUGCCUUUCCUUUCUUUUUGCAUCGCGGUGUGUUCUCGUCCCCAUCCGCCAAUUGUACCGUGCUCGUGAGCUGCACUCAGGCUUUCCAUGGAAAUUGAUCGCUCCACAGCAAGACACAUCCCCACGCUGCCCCUCCUCCGUCCUCCGCGUCGCAUGGAAACCUACCGCGUUUCGUCGCCUUCCAUUGUGUGAACAAAUUACGACCUCCCGUCCUCUGAUGCCGUUAUCAACUUCCGCGGUCACAUUGGAGUGCUCUUGCAGUACCUCGUGUCUUGCACCUCUAAGAGGAGUUGAGAAGAGUCUCGAUUGGAAUCGAGCGUUGAGUGGCUGCCCCUGGAAUUUUAGUUCGAGGUGUUUGACUCUUCUUGUGGCCAGGAUGGCGACUGCUACAACAUGUGUUGGCUCGUUGUUACUAAGAACCUCGUGGUUUGUGCCCGAUUCGGCAAAACGGAUUGAUGGACUGGGAUUGCAAUUGACAUUCACGGGAAAAGCUGUCAAGAAUGGAGGCAAGACCCAGCGCGUUGGACUCUGUAGGGCGGCUCAAUCUUCGCCUUCUUCGAGCCAGCGGCAUGUAAUUAUCACCGGUGGAAACACUGGUAUAGGAAAAGCGACUGCCACAGAGCUCGCAAGGCAGGGGAUGGCCGUCACAAUUGCAUGCAGAAGCUUAGCGAAAGGAGAGCAAGCUGUGGAAGAGAUCAUUCGAGCAUCUGAUAAUUCUUCUGUUAGGGUCAUGCAGCUAGAUUUGGCUUCCUUCGCCUCGAUUCGUCAGUUUGCAGCAGAAUAUCUGGACAUAGGGCUUCCAUUACACUCUCUUGUGAACAAUGCAGGUGUAAUGGCGUGUCCGCUUCAGUACACUGUGGACGGCUUUGAGUAUCAGCUCGGGGUGAAUCAUUUGGGCCAUUUCCUCCUCACCGCUUUGCUGCUUGACAAACUCAAAUCUUCUGCCUCACCAGGAACAAAGUCAAGGGUGGUGGUGUUGUCCUCAUCAGCACAUAUAUUUGGAAAUAUUAACUUCGAGGAUCUCAAUUACAGAACACGAAAAUACAACGAAUGGGCGGCCUACGGACAAUCAAAAUUAGCUAAUGCCUUAUUUUCUCAUGAGCUUGCACGACGCUGUAAAUCGUUGGGAAUUCCUGUGACGUCGAAUUGUAUGCACCCAGGCAUUGUUGAUACAGAGUUGGCACGGUACAUUCUCCCUCAGACAAACAUAAGCUUACCAUCUAUCCCUGGUUUCAGGGGCCUAGUGACCAAGCUUUUGGGUUUGAAGACUCCCGAAGAAGGAGCAUCGACGGCAGUGUAUCUUGCGAAUUCUCCUGACAUGGAAGGUAUUACUGGCGGUUACUACGAGAAUAGCAGGAAGACGAAUCCAAGUGCAACAGCUGUAAACAGCAAGUUGUCAUACUCGUUAUGGGCAGUUUCCGAAGAGUUAACAGGCUCAACAGAAAUUCUGGACCCCCUUCGGUUGAGUGUUCGUACACCAUCAAUGUUGAAAACAUGAACACUCACUGCGUUUGACGCAAGUUAAUACAUUCGAACACAAAAUUGUAAAAAUGUACUACAUGAUCCACAUUCUAUACACUUCUUGAUUUGUGCA
Physcomitrium patens is the source of this 1686-nucleotide messenger RNA. Lineage: Eukaryota; Viridiplantae; Streptophyta; Bryopsida; Funariales; Funariaceae. The record is from RefSeq and is a predicted model, not a curated record.